AUGGUCACUCUUAAACUUCUUCUAGCUAUUUCUAAUAUCAAACAAUGGCAUACACUACAAAUCGACAUAAAUAAUGCUUUUCUAAACGGAGACCUCAAUGAGGAGGUCUAUAUGGCACUACCUCCUGGACUAACCGAUUCUGACCAUGACUCUACAGGUACCAAACUCGUGUGUAAACUCCACAAGUCGAUCUACGGUCUACGUCAAUCUUCACGACAAUGGUACAAGAAGCUCACGGCAGCUCUCAUCCAAGAAGGCUUCAAACAAUCCAAAGCCGACUAUACUCUCUUCACUCGAGGCACCAAUGACAGUUUCAUAGCACUCCUUGUGUACGUUGAUGACAUUGUCAUCACUGGUCCAAAUAUUCACAUUUUGCACCAGCUACAGACCACUCUCAAUCAACAAUUCAAACUUAAGGCACUCGGUCAGCUCAAGUAUUUUCUCGGAUUCGAAAUUGCGAGAGCUUCUACUGGCCUUUUCCUCUCUCAGCGACAAUAUACGCUUCAGUUACUCGAAGAUAAUGGCUACAUUGGGUGCAAACCAGCAAAAGCCCCCAUGGAUCCUAGAACCAAAUUGGAUGACCAACAAGGCGAGCUUCUGGCCAAUCCUUCAGAAUAUAGACAGCUCAUUGGCAAGCUCCUCUAUUUGACUUUAUCUAGGCCUGAUAUUACCUUCGCAGUAAACAACUUGAGCCAGUUUAUGUCUGCUCCUAGAACACCUCAUAUGCAGGCUGUGUCUCAUUUACUUCGGUAUCUCAAAGGAAGUCCUGGGCAGGGAUUACUAUAUCCUGCUAACUCCUCUAUGCAUCUCAGAGGUUUUUCAGACUCGGAUUGGGCUUCUUGUCCCGUUACAAGACGCUCAACUACCGGUUUUUGUAUUUUUCUCGGUGAUUGUCUCAUCUCUUGGAAGACCAAGAAGCAACCUACCAUUUCCAAGAGUUCUGCUGAAGCUGAAUAUCGGGCACUUGCAGCCACCACCAGUGAGAUUACUUGGCUUCAAUAUCUUCUCCAAGAUUUCCAAAUUCCACAACACAAACAAGCAUUUAUCUAUUGUGAUAAUCAGUCGGCAAUCCACAUUGCAAACAACCCCACCUUUCACGAGCGCACCAAACAUAUCGAGCUAGAUUGUCACUUCAUUCGCGACAAAAUCAACAACUCAACCAUUCGAUUAAUACCUGUUUCCAGCAAUCUACAGUUAGCCGAUGCCUUCACCAAACCUUUGCCUUCCACUACUCUCACUACUCAUACUACCAAGAUGUCUGUAUAUGACAUAUACAGUCCACCUUGA
Molecule: messenger RNA, 1287 nt
Organism: Cannabis sativa
Lineage: Eukaryota; Viridiplantae; Streptophyta; Magnoliopsida; Rosales; Cannabaceae
Exons: 1
Coding region: 1-1287 (428 amino acids)
Source: RefSeq, a predicted model, not a curated record